AUGGCUUUUCCUGAAAAGCUACCAGACGAUCUGGAACACCAGACCAGCAUCACAACAUGUAAUUCAGACGACAUUUCGACGGUCGCAGAUACACAUUUAGGGUCCGACCUAAAACCCAAUCCAGAAAAGACACCAUCAUCACCAGACCGAGAUGCAGAGGCGGGCAACAAGUCAGAUGAGCCACGACCAGUACCAGUUCCUAGACUUAAACGUCGCGGCCUCUUUGGUCAGCUCACAUUGGUUCCUGAAGUUGAGAAUCCGAGGGCAUAUUCACGGUCGACGAAAUGGGUUUUGACGUGUACUGUUUCAUUGGCAACGCUUAUUGCGCCUAUGGGGACCUCCAUUUUUUACCUAAUUGAAAAGUUGAAAGCUGCACUACGUGAGGUUGAAAGCGAUUUACACACCAAUGCAACCGUCACCAAUCUAUCUCUAGCAUUUUACUUGUUAGCAAUGGCCAUCUUCCCACUCUGGUGGUCAAACUGGGCGGAAGCAUUCGGACGACGCACAAUCUAUCUAAUAUCCUUCGCACUCGGAGUAGUAUUCGCCGUGUUGGCUGCCAUCUCAAACUCGAUCGGCAUGCUCAUCGCCGUCAGAUUGCUAAGUGGUGGCUCAUCAGCUUCUGUUCAGGCGGUCGGGGUCGCGUCGAUAUCUGAUCUGUGGGAGCCGCGAGAGCGUGGACGCGCAAUGGGUAUAUUCUUUCUGGGUCCGCAGUUGGGUCCGUUUCUGGCGCCUAUAAUCGGCGGUGCUUUGGCGGAUAGAUGGGGAUGGAGAAGCACGAUGUGGUUCGUCGUGAUUCUGGCCGCGGCUAUGCUGCUUAUGUUGUUCAUUAUUCUGCCAGAGACAUCUACGCGAAGAGAGACCACAUGGCGCACUCGAGUCAAUGAGAAGAUCGGUGAACGGAAUGCACCCAUGAGAACGAUCUUACUACUGAGAAUCCUCUUGAUAGACCCCUUCAGCGCGCUCCUGGUACUACGAUACCCAGCAAUGUUCCUGCCAAUGUUCUACAUCGGAGUUGUCACCAUAUAUUUCUACAUUGUCAACAUUAGCAUUCAAAACACGUUUGCCAGCCCACCAUACAAUUUCAGCACGUUGAUUGUGGGACUGUUGUACAUUCCGUCUUCGUUAGGAUAUAUUGCCGGUAGUAUCAUUGGCGGUCGAUGGAUGGACUAUGUGAUGCAGCGGGAGGCCAGAAAGGCGAAUCGUUUUGAUGAUAAUGGAAGACCCAGAGUCUAUCCCGAAGAGCGGAUGAAGGAGAAUACUUGGGUUGGGGCGUUGCUUCCUGUUGCUGCGUUACUGUGGUACGGGUGGACGGCGGAACAUGGCGUAUAUUGGCUCUGUCCGAUUAUUGCAAACUUCUUUACCGGCUUCGGGAUGAUCAUCAUCAUCAGCGUCAGCAUCACCAUGAUCAGCGAAUUCAUGCCCGGUGACCCUCGAGGUCUAGCUGCAUCUGUUUUUAUACGCAAUGUUCUCGGGUGCGUGGGGACUGUCGUGGCAGCACCGAUGCUUAGUUCAUUGGGGAAUGGAUGGACUUUUACACUCUGGGCAUUGGUGGCCCUGGCGAGUGCGUCAGUGAUUGUUGCGAUUACAAAGUUUGGUCCUCGAUGGAGGGAGUCUAUGGUUGCUUCUGGUGAAGUGGCAGCUUUCUAG
Talaromyces amestolkiae is the source of this 1647-nucleotide messenger RNA. RefSeq lists its product as uncharacterized. Gene Ontology annotation, molecular function: polyamine transmembrane transporter activity. Gene Ontology annotation, biological process: transmembrane transport; intracellular polyamine homeostasis. The record is from RefSeq and is a predicted model, not a curated record. The transcript has 3 exons. Lineage: Eukaryota; Fungi; Ascomycota; Eurotiomycetes; Eurotiales; Trichocomaceae. The coding region runs from base 1 to 1647 and encodes 548 amino acids.